GAGCACGGCAGCUUCAUCGCAAAAGGCAUGGUCUACCAGAGUGACCGAUUUCACAACUUCACGGUGAUCAAAGGCCUCAAGGCGCAUGGUUUGUUGAUAGACCCUGGAGCUUCACGAGGAUUGAUUGGCACAGACACUUUUGCAGAUAUUGUAGCACAGAUUCUACGCCCCAGGCGUCUUGAGAAGUUCGUAAAGUGGAAGCCCAGCAUCAACAAGUUCACUGGCAUUACGGCAGACCCACAGAAGUCAUUGUCAUUGGUAAGUUUUCCCAUCGGCUUGCAGGGCAUCAAGAACGCGACCUUCGCAGCCAACAGUGAGUUCAAAGCCAUCCCAGAGAUGUGCUACACCACGCUCAAGGAUCUACCCACUACCGAUAAUUUCACUAUGGACAUGGUGUUCAGGAUCCUCUCGACUCGCUCUAAUCAUGCUCUCUGCCCCUUUUCAACCUUCUCGUUCUAUUCCCUGUGGACCUACGCUACGGCUGGGACCUACGUCUUCCUGAACAUCAGCAGCUACUACAUACAGCCGAUCAACACUUUCUUCCAAUGGUAA
Prorocentrum cordatum is the source of this 552-nucleotide messenger RNA. The record is from the annotation of a GenBank genome assembly. Lineage: Eukaryota; Dinophyceae; Prorocentrales; Prorocentraceae.